Molecule: messenger RNA, 936 nt
Organism: Monosiga brevicollis MX1
Lineage: Eukaryota; Choanoflagellata; Craspedida; Salpingoecidae
Exons: 7
Biological process (GO): microtubule-based movement
Molecular function (GO): ATP binding; microtubule motor activity; microtubule binding
Source: RefSeq, a predicted model, not a curated record
GUCGUGAUGGGCUGUCUCGAUGGCUUCAACGGCACCAUCUUUGCCUAUGGCCAAACGGGUAGCGGCAAGACUUUUACCAUGCUGGGUAAGGCAAGAGUGAACAUGCAGGGCGUCAUUCCCCGGGCGUGUGACUACAUUUUUGAUCACUUGGUACGUGGAAAGAGCAAUGAAAGCGGAUCAAGCUUCAAGAUCAAAUGCUCCAUGGCCGAAAUUUACAACGAGGCCGUCUAUGAUCUACUCGAUCCAGCGGCCAAGGCUAAACCUGUGCGCGAGGACAACGCCCGAGACAUCGUGUUUGUUGAAGGACAAGAAGAGAAAAUCAUCGGCUCACCUCAAGAGGCCUUGGCCGUUCUGGAGGAAGGCAAUCGCAACCGCCGCGUGGCUGAGACAUCCAUGAAUCGUGAAAGCAGUCGCUCUCACGCUAUUUUCACCCUGAACAUCGAAGGUGGCAUCAAGACAGUGCGAAAGUCCCGGCUAAAUCUUGUUGACUUGGCCGGCUCGGAGCGCCAACGUGACACCCAAGCUGCAGGCGAGCGUCUCAAGGAAGCCAGUCAGAUCAACAAGUCACUCUCAACUUUGGGCAAUGUCAUCAACAGCUUGACUCGCACAUCAAGCAGUGGGCGCCAUGUUCCUUAUCGUGAUUCAAAGCUUACCUUCUUGUUGCGCGAUUCGCUGGGUGGCAAUACCCGAACAGCCCUCAUCGCCACAAUCAACCCCUCCAGCAAAUCAUUUGGCGAGACCCUGUCCACACUUCAGUUCGCGCAACGCGCCAAGCUCAUUCAAAAUCGCACCAAGAAGAAUGAGGGCUUCACUGGCAGCGUAGCCGAGCUGCAAGCUGAGAUUAAGCGGCUCAAAACUGCCCUCGAAAAAUUUGAACGUACGGUCAUUACUACAAGCCGCUUUAACCCCCCAUCACCUCCAAGACCUGUCUUUUGA